UGGCAGCCUGUUAAUGUUUAUUUUUAAAUAAUGGACAGAGAUUCAAAAUAAAAUGUUUAAAGUCGGUGGGUUCGUGUUAAUUUCUUUAUUAAUAACUCUCGGAUAUGGCAUAGGAUUAUUGAAAUUUUUAACAGAACACCAAGAAGAUAAAUGUGAGAUGACCUACAUGUUCGAAUAUCCUCAGUUUGUGAAAAUAUCUCAUCAAGUUGACAAGAAAUAUAUUAAAUAUGGAUUGUAUGCCUACAGCGAGGGACGACUUACAGAACGAACCCGAAACAUGUUCUUCAAUGGCAUUCCUGUACUGUUUAUACCUGGAAAUGCGGGAUCUUACAAACAAGUUAGAUCAUUGUCUUCGGUUGCUCUACGAAAAUCGCUAAAUUCGAGGAUCCCUUACCAUUUUGAUUACUUCACGGUCGAUCUGAACGAAGAAUUUACAGGCUUGUACGGCCCGUUGCUUCAUGAUCAGCUAGAUUUUGUCAAGAGCUCUCUCUACCGCAUUCUCGAGUUGUACAAGCAAAGCAGCAGCCGACCUGAAUCUGUGAUACUUGUGGGACAUUCUGUGGGGGGGAUAAUAGCUUUGAAAUUGGUAUCAGAAUUAUCAGAUCCCAAGCUGGUUCCUCUAGUUGUCACUUUGGCAACGCCUCUGAAAAGGCCCCCACUACUUUUGGACUACCACUUGGCCAAUUUUUAUGAUGGGAAUUUCUCCAAAAUACCUGAGUCUACAACGGUGGUGAGCUUAUCGGGAGGUUACAGGGAUUACGUGAUACCUCCUUAUCUGAGCGAGAAAACAGGCAAUCAGUCGCUUUAUGCCGUG
Leptinotarsa decemlineata (Colorado potato beetle) is the source of this 814-nucleotide messenger RNA. It is a transcript of the gene PGAP1, whose product is annotated as Post-GPI attachment to proteins 1. Gene Ontology annotation, molecular function: phosphatidylinositol deacylase activity. Gene Ontology annotation, biological process: GPI anchor metabolic process; endoplasmic reticulum to Golgi vesicle-mediated transport. NCBI's taxonomy places the organism in Eukaryota, Metazoa, Arthropoda, Insecta, Coleoptera, Chrysomelidae. Gene Ontology annotation, cellular component: endoplasmic reticulum. The record is from RefSeq and is a predicted model, not a curated record.